Molecule: messenger RNA, 1062 nt
Organism: Tuber aestivum (summer truffle)
Lineage: Eukaryota; Fungi; Ascomycota; Pezizomycetes; Pezizales; Tuberaceae
Source: the annotation of a GenBank genome assembly
CACGGCUAUCGCAAAGGCAGAUAUUAUCCCCGCGGGAGAAUUGCAAGUCACGGCGGUACGAUAUCGCGAGCAGCCAUAAACAUGUUGCUGUGCUGCGCCACCGGUUCAGCAUACGGUACCCUACUGCACGUGGGGAUUUGUAUGACACUCGUACAGCACCUUUUAUGCAUGGGUGUCGUAGCCUUGCGCUGCGAUAUUCAGUAUGAUACACACAACUCGUGCCCGGGGCCUACAGUACCCACUGCACUGCAGAUAUCAGACUGUGCCUAACAACUCUGGCAUACGCGGGGCAGAGUACUGGUAUGCGCCAUCCCUAAAUCCACGGUAAUAAACGACUACCGCUAACACACUGUGAUCUCCCGACAGGAUGCCCGCGCCUCCCCCGGCCAACCGCGCAGUUCAACCAACCGGUGUGAUUCACAAUAAAUCACUCGGUAUUCGAGCCCACCUCCAUCCCUGGGCAAAACAUCACAUGAUAUGCGAGAGAGAAGAGAUAUACCAAGAUGGGGGGAAGAAGCAAGAGUCAAAAAACAGGGCAAAAAACGUAAAACAGUUCGAGUUUACCCUGUGAACCCCAUUCGCGGGUCCCGACCAGAUGGGUGGAUACGUUCAACGAACCAAGAAUCUAGGGACCAAUAUUUUUUGUUACUCCCACCAUUGGUGGAUCCGGGAAUUCCCUGCUGUGGAGCCGCCUGCACGGUAACUGUAUAGAAGAGCUUGGAAGUCUGGUACAGUAUCAUACCAGUAAUGCUCCCCCAGGCAGAAAACACGAACUUGCCAAAAAAUCAGUCCGGCCGCCGCUCUGGGGGUUCCAGCGUUUUUACCUACAACAUCCAUUUUUAUUUCCCCAGCGCUUCCCAUUGUCCCUUUCUGGCUCUCCUGAGGAUCGCCUCGUGCACAUCGCUGCUGAAUAUAGAUAGCCAUUGGCAAAUUUCAGAGGAUAUCGUGGGGGGACUUCUCCGGUGAAGUUUUGAGAGGGGGGCUCUUGUUUAUGAGCGCUAUGGGGAGAAGGGCAGCCCCAUAAAUGCCUGAGUAGUAAGUAGCAGGCAGCAGCAGCAAUAC